Messenger RNA from Dunckerocampus dactyliophorus (ringed pipefish), 2418 nucleotides. RefSeq lists its product as uncharacterized. Bases 1 to 2361 code for a protein of 786 amino acids. Lineage: Eukaryota; Metazoa; Chordata; Actinopteri; Syngnathiformes; Syngnathidae. The transcript has 18 exons. The record is from RefSeq and is a predicted model, not a curated record.
AUGGAGCCUUUCUUCUACUUUGGUAUGAUGUCCCUCCUGUCAGUGUUGGUGUCCUGUGAUCCUGUUCCUGAUGGUGUUGUUCACAUGGAGUGUCAUGAGCGUUACUUCAUGAUAGCUGUGGAUCGCUCUUUUGCUGGGGAUGAAGCGCGCUUUGAGGCUGUCGGUAAGCCCUGCAUGAUAUUAAAGCAGGGAAACACGAAAGACAGGACCGGCGUGUACGCCAUCACGAAGUCGUAUGCAGCCAGUUGCGGUUACAGCAUCGCUGUUGUUCCGUCAAGUAGCUGCAUAGAGCUUCGUGCGUCUUACUUCAGCUGCCACACGGCCAACCAGGAUGAUCAAGUGUUCACGUUCAGCUUCAACCUGCUGGCGAGGUGCGAUGGUGCUGAGGUGGUCUAUGCUCUAAAUAAGACCUGCUUGCCCUUGCUGCAGUGGUCUCCUCGAGAGGUCACCUGUGAGGUCAACUACAUGGAGGUGUCUGUGAGGAGUGAAAUCACAUGUGCUGCUGGGACACGGAAGGACGACUGGAACACUCUCACAACUGCACACGCCUCAGCCACUUCAGACUGGCAGGUGAUGUUCCAGAACGAUGUGGAGCAGAUUGCACCUAUGAGCCUCUCAGAUGCUCGUGAGCGAGGUUACGUGUUUGAACUGACCGACGGCAGGCUGGUCUUCCGUGCACCCUACGGACAACCGCACGCCUUCAUUUCCAUGGUGAAUGGCAUCCCUGUGGAGGUGGUCCAUGCUACGCUGUUUUCCAGACAAAGCUGGUUUGUCAUCAUGGUGGACCUGCUGACCACCUGCUCCAUACACGAAGGCACUUUUGAGGACGGUCAUGUGGUUUUUGAGACCCCUGAGGCACUAUACCCUGGUCCUGAUGCUACACGGCUCUUUGUUGGACUGAACAGUGAACUCCUCGAGCCUUCAGUCUUUACAGAUAGAGAGGACAUCGUGAUUAAGAACAACACUGUCCAGAUCCGAAUCCCCUUCAACAUGGAUGGUGGGCACAGAAAGAGCGUUGCAAGCGGUGACCUCUACGAGUUCUUCACCUUCCAUCUCCACAUGGAGCAGCUCUUUGACGAUGAGGAAGAGACCAGGCUCCGCCUUCACAGGAUGCUGGUCACACCUCUGCUGCUACACCCUCUGUUCACCCAGAACCAGACCGUGGUGGAGGAACACAUGUUCACAGUUUACCUGGGCGACAUCCCCGAGGAUGUGGAGUUGUUGUCUUUUCAGCUCAAUGGACAUGAGAUUCUGUGGCCUCUUGCCAACACCAGCUCGUACACAAUCGUUAACGUUGUCCAGCCAAACCAUCAGCAUGGUUACAUGCUGAAGGUGCCUUUUGAUGACCCUGCAGUUUCACAGGAGUUCUGUGCCUUCCAUAGUGUGAAGUACAGUCUGGGCAUAAACUACACUCUUCGCGUUCUCCCUGAAAACGAGCUCUGCUACCACUCCGUCAGUGUAUCUGCACUAACUGAUGUCUCUCCUCCAGUCCUGGAUGCUGCUUGCUCCGAGACUGGGAUCACCUUCAGAGUGGACCACAGGCCGUUGGACUUUCUGUGGUUCUUCAGUGUGGGUUCAGAGGAGCUGACAUCAGAGCUGGCUGCCCAGCGAGGCUACAGGAUGACAAACGACAGCCACGCGCUGCAGGUGGUUGUGCCGCUCUUCACGCAGGGCUUCCAGUAUGAGGGAAUCACUUUGAAGGGCUUCUUGGGCACUUUUGAGAUCCUUGUGAAAGAGCGUCAGACAUCAGCUGUGCAGAGGUCCAUCACAAAGACUUGUCCCUUCACCUCCUCUGAAGUCAUUGCGUGUUCCAUGGAUGGAAGGAUGACUGUGCUAGCAGACUUGUCUCUAAUCACACCGAGUGGUGCCACUCCAUCGAGCAGCAAUCUGCUGGAUGUCUUCUGUUGUCCAGUAGAGGCUGACAGCACCAGGGCGCUUUUCUCCUUUCCACUCAACAGCUGUAGCUCCAAAGUCAAGCUCUACAAUGGAGAAGUAAUCUAUGAAAAUGAGAUUUUCUACUACAGCAAACAUGCUAGUGAGAGGGUGGUGGUGCAGUGCACAUAUCCUCUGGAUGGCCUCCACAGGCUCUUCUCCAUGCACAGGUUUGAGUCCGACAGCCCAGGCAGUGGUAGAAUCAUCCACAGCAGUCAGCCCACAGCAGCUCCACUCAGGGCCACUACAGUUCUCCAAACGAGAGCUCCUGCACCCAUGAGAACAAGCGGGGAUGCAAACGCUAAGCUGCUGGCCUCCUAUGGCAAUGUUCGCUACUUUAGGGUGUUGAAAAGUAGAAAACCUCACCCUGACAGAAGGAAAGGUCUCUUCUUUCAAGCAGUAAAACGGGACUUUCGUCACAGGGGCUGACGUGGCAACAUUCAAAUGAGAUUUUUUUCUUUUAAAGAAAUAAAAGUAAAGCUAUUU